AUGUCCUCCAUCACCAGCUCCAAUGAGACCCUGGUGAGUCACCAAACCUUUGUCUUGAUUGGCAUCCCUGGGAUGCAGGAGAAGAACUCUUGGGUGGCCUUCCCACUGUUUGUGCUCUACGCCCUGACUCUGAUUGGGAACAUCAUGAUCCUCUAUGUCAUCAAGAUUGACACAAGCCUCCAUGAGCCCAUGUACUUCUUCCUUUCCAUGCUUGCCUGCUCGGAUCUGGGCCUCUCCAUGUCAACCAUGCCAACAAUGCUGAGCGUGUAUUGGUUUGACUUCAGAGAAAUCCCAUUUAAUGCCUGCAUCAGCCAGAUGUUCUUCAUCCAUACCUUUCAAUGGAUAGAGUCUGGCAUUCUUGUGGCAAUGGCAUUUGAUCGCUUGAUUGCCAUUCGUCAUCCACUGAGAUAUAGAUCACUUCUGCCAAAUUCAGUAAUUGUGAAAAUAGGCAUUGUCGUCUUGUCCAGAGGCCUUUGUGUUAUUUUCCCAAUCCCUUUUCUUAUUAAACGGCUCCCUUUCUGCCGAUCCAAUGUCCUUUCUCACUCCUACUGUCUCCACCAAGAUGCCAUGAAGUUAGCCUGUGCAGACACAAGAGUCAACCUCUUGUAUGGUUUGACAGUAGUUAUUUCCUCUUUAGGGUUGGAUGUUGUGAGCAUUCUUGUGUCCUACGCCCUGAUUCUGAGGACUGUUUUGAGCAUUGCCUCCCAUCAAGAGUGCCUGAAGGCCCUGAACACCUGUGUGGCCCACAUUGCUGCCAUCUUGAUUUUCUAUGUGCCAAUGAUCGGCACCAGUAUGGCGCAUCGAUUUGGGAGACACCUUUCCCCCAUUGUCCACAUGCUGAUGGCCAACAUUUUUGUUGCUGUCCCCCCACUUCUCAAUCCUGUUGUGUACAGCGUGAAGACCCAGCAGAUCCGGGAAAGAAUAUGCAGUGUUUUGCAAUUAAAGAAAAGAUGUUUCUUUCAAAGAAGGAUUCUGUGA
Molecule: messenger RNA, 978 nt
Organism: Podarcis lilfordi (Lilford's wall lizard)
Lineage: Eukaryota; Metazoa; Chordata; Lepidosauria; Squamata; Lacertidae
Source: the annotation of a GenBank genome assembly